AUGGAGAAGCUCCUUACUAGCUGGUCUUCUACCGCUAAAUCCUUGCCCGAAAACUACGUUUUUCCAGUCGAUUUAAGACCCGGGGAUACAAUAUUUGUGCCCAUUUGCAACACUCUCCCCGUGAUCGACCUUGAAGUUGCACUUGCUCGUGGCCGAGAUGUUGCAGUUCAACAAAUUCUUAAUGCUUGUCAAGACUACGGACUCUUUCAGGUGAUCAACCAUGGAGUUGAUAAUGACCUAUUGAGUGACACAAUGAGUGUGGUGAAGGAAUUCUUUGACAUGUCGAAUGAAGACAAGGCAAGUGUGUAUUCAGAAGAUCCAAGUAAAAAGAGUAGGCUCUACACAAGCACUUACGACUACGAUAACGAAAAAGUUCAUCUAUGGCGAGAUAAUCUACGACACCAUUGUUAUCCUAUCGAAGACUACAUUCACUUGUGGCCACAAAAGCCCGCUAGAUAUCGAGACAUUGUCGGCAAAUAUUCACUUCGAGUGGGUAACUUGUCAUCAAAAAUAUUGGAGUUGAUUUCUGAAGGACUGGGAAUUGGGCCUGAUUACUUUGGAGAGGGGCUUACUGGAGCCCAACUAUUUUCUGUCAAUCACUACCCGCCAUGUCCCAGCCCAAAUUUAGCAUUGGGCUUACCCAAACAUUGUGAUGCUAGUCUCAUCACUUUUCUUCUUCAAGAUGAUAUAUAUGGACUUCAAGUGUAUAGAAAUAAUGAAUGGCUUGGUGUUCAGCCCAUUCCUAAUGCAUUUGUUGUUAUCCUUGGUCAUCAGGCUCAGGUUGUUAGCAACGGAAAGCUAAUUAGUCCGGAACAUAGAGCCAUAACAAACUCAACAACUAAUCGAACAUCGAUUGUGUACUCUAUCAAUCCAACACCCGACAGUAUCAUAGAACCUGCCAAAGUUCUUAUCAAUGAAACGAAUCGUCCGCUUUAUCGGGCCUUCCAGUUUAAAGAAUUUCUCAAAACUUAUGAAGAGAAGAAAGACUACAACGAAGGAGCUUUAGAGGAUUUUAAGAUCAAUGUGUGA
Molecule: messenger RNA, 1029 nt
Organism: Erigeron canadensis
Lineage: Eukaryota; Viridiplantae; Streptophyta; Magnoliopsida; Asterales; Asteraceae
Product: hyoscyamine 6-dioxygenase-like
Exons: 4
Coding region: 1-1029 (342 amino acids)
Source: RefSeq, a predicted model, not a curated record